Molecule: messenger RNA, 1899 nt
Organism: Sclerotinia borealis F-4128
Lineage: Eukaryota; Fungi; Ascomycota; Leotiomycetes; Helotiales; Sclerotiniaceae
Source: the annotation of a GenBank genome assembly
AUGAAGUCCGAGGAAUUGUCUCAACUGGCGACAAAUCUAGCUCCGCUAGACUUCAAAGCAAUCGAGCCAUAUCUAGCGGCCUUGGAUAAACACCUCACCCUUCGUUCAUAUGUUGACGGGUACUCGAUCACCGAAUUGGAUUCCAAAAUAUGGGUCACACUUCGAACAAACAGAGUCGCUGCUCCUUUUUUGAAGAAAGGAUCAUUUGUCAAUCUUCUCAGAUGGUACCAAUUUAUUGAGCACACACAUCCGGAAAUUCAAGAGGAGAUCAAGCUUAAGGAUGAGGCGGAGAAGGCAAAGAAGACGGCUGCUAGCAAGGCCGGAGCAAGCUACAACAUAGCUUUGCCUAACACCGAGAAGGGUGUUGUGACUAGAUUCCCACCAGAGCCAUCUGGAUAUCUUCAUAUUGGUCAUGCAAAAGCCGCUCUUCUCAAUGACUAUUUCGCACACGAGCUCUACAAAGGCACACUUCUCCUCCGAUUCGACGAUACCAAUCCUUCAAAAGAGAAACAGGAAUUUCAAGAUUCUAUCAUCGAGGAUUUGGCACUUAUGGGCGUAAAGCCAGAUAAGAAGAGUCAUACUAGCGACUACUUUGAGGAAUUAUACCAAUAUGGUCUCAAAAUCAUCAAAGAAGGCAACGCUUAUGCAGAUGACACAGAUCAACAAACUAUGAGGGAACAACGAAUGGAUGGUAUCGCGAGCAAGAACCGAGAUAAGAGUGUUGAGGAUAAUCUCGCCAUAUUCGAGGAGAUGAAGAAUGGCACAGAAGGAGGAAAGAAGUUCUGCAUCCGAGCAAAAAUGUCCGUGGACAAUCCAAACAAGGCGAUGCGCGAUCCAGUCAUCUACCGUUGCCCCAAUGAUGAUCCCGAGACUGGCAGCUCAUUACCUCAUCACCGCACUGGUAGUACAUGGAAAAUGUAUCCUACCUACGACUUCGCAUGCCCAAUUGUCGAUUCACUCGAAGGAGUUACACACGCUUUGAGAACAACCGAGUACAACGACAGAAAUCCUCAAUAUCAAUGGUUCAUCACCAAGCUGAAUCUCACUCCAGUACACAUGUGGGAGUUUGCUCGUAUGAACUUCGUUCGCGUCUUCCUAUCAAAACGUAAAUUGGCCAAGAUGGUUGAUGCUGGCAGAGUCUGGGGUUGGGAUGAUCCUCGUAUGCCUACAAUUCGUGGAGUUCGAAGAAGGGGUAUGACCAUUCCUGCGUUGAGAGAUUUUAUCUUGAAACAGGGACCAAGUCGAAAUAUUGUAACCAUGGAUUGGACUAAUUUCUGGGCUUCAAACAAGAAGGAAAUCGAUCCAAUUGCACCAAGACAUACAGGUGUUGAUAUUAAAAAUCAAGUAAAGGCUUUGGUCACAAAUGGUCCAGAGACACCGUAUACUGAAGACAAGCCUAAGCAUGGAAAGAACCCCAACGUUGGCAUGAAGAAAGUUGCCUACAGUAAGAACCUCAUUCUUGAUCAAGAGGAUGUAAAGCUGUUCAAGGAAGGCGAGGAAAUUACCCUCAUGAACUGGGGUAAUGCAUUCGUGCGUAAAAUCAAUGGUUCAGGUCCAAUCACAGAUAUCGAGCUAGAAAUACACUUAGAGGGCGAUGUUAAGAAGACAGAGAAGAAAGUCACCUGGUUAUCCUCUGACCAAAAUCUCAUCCAAGCAGAAGUAUAUGAAUUCGACUACAUGAUCACCAAGGAUAAAUUGGAGGAAGAUGACAACUGGGAGGAUUUCCUCACACCGGAGUCGGCGCAUAAAACAGAUCAGCUAUGUGAUAGCAACGUAGCCGAUCUGAAGGAAGAUGACAUCAUUCAAUUGGAGAGAAAGGGAUACUUCAGGGUUGAUAAGGCGGCCAAGGAUGGGAAGCCAGCGGUGAUGUUCGGCAUUCCUACGGGAAAGUCGAAAUGA